AUGACCACCCACAGGUACAGGUGGUACAGGUACAUGUUUUGGUGCUUUUAUUCCACAAAAUUCUUCUGACUUUUUGUCAUCUGCACCACUUCCAGCUGUUCUUUCUCCGCUAUUACUUCGUAUACCAAUAUUUGAAGAUACAGAAAAAUUAGCUUGAGAUUUGAUCUGUCCAUUUCUAUUAGCAGCAUUACGUCUUCCACCAGGCAUAAUGUAUAACUUUACAUUUCAAUUUAGUUACUCAAAUCACUUCAAUGUAUUAUUAUCUUUAUACAUUUUGAAUUUAUUUUAAUUCAUGAUUUUUCAAUUAAAUAAAUUUUAUGGCAAUAUAUUUUGAUUUAAUAUCAUCACAAAACUUUUAUUUUUAUUCAUACUUUGUUCAAAAUUAUAAUACUGGAAAAAAAUAAAUUGUUGGAUAUAUAUAACUUUCUAUGUUGUAUAUAUAUUUUUAAAUAUAUCCAAAAUUAUUUGGUACAAAAUGUUUACGUUUUUGUUUUGUAUACAACGUAUAUAGUUGUUCACCGUAUCUUGAAAUGUAUGAAAUACAAAAUAGGAUUCCUAAAGUGAAACAUGACAUGGUAAUACACAGCGCACUCUAUAUGCAAAUAAAUCAGUCAUAAAUUUUACUAAAAAAUAUACAAUUACAAAUAUUUUUCAUCUUUUAGCAUUUAUAUAAAUUAUUGAAAGUCUAAAGUUUAAUAAAAAAAUUCUCAAAUUUUUUGAACAAUUUAAAUUUUUUAAACUUCUAGUUUCGUGUCUGUUAGACCAUAUAUGUUUAAUUAGCUUAGUCUACUUGUAUGUGUAUUAAAUUAUAUAUGUAUAUGAUUAUAUAAUUACAAUAUAUUUUAUAAAUAAGAUUAAACCAGGAAUGUUUUAUUCUUUUUUUUCAUUUAUAUACAAUAUAUUUGAUUUUUACUUUUAUGUAUUAUACCUUACUUGUAUUAUGUUAUUGAUUUCAUAUGCAAAUUACAGAUUUUGUAGAUAUUUUCAUAUAUAAUAUAUAAUUUAUUAUAAGUAAUAGUUUAUAAUCAAUAACAUAAGAAUUGUAAAGGAUAAUAAAUAAUAUUUUAGAUUGAAAAAAAAAAUUAUUUUUAUCACAAUGAAUAUGUACAUAAUGAAUCAAAAAAAGUAUUGUCAAUAGUCUUUAUGUAUAUAUAAAUAUGAUCCCAACUUAAAUUAAAUCUUUUUAAAGUUUAAAAAUGUUUAGAAGACUUAGUUUCUAUUGAAUUCGAAAAUUAAAUAGUGUAUCUUUUCACAAGACAACAUAAUUUUCUUAGAUGGCACUGUGUCAUGGUAUAAAUUUAUAUUAUUUAUGAAACAAAUUCAACUCUCUAAUAUAACUUAAUAAAACAACACCCUAAAUGUAUUAGAUGAUAUUUUAAAAAAUAUUCAUAAAUAAUUAUUUCAUUACACGUAUAUAUGUAUAAAAUAUAGCUGUGAUGAAGUGAUAGUGUCAUGUUGUUUCUUUUAAAAUCGAUUUUUUGAUCAAAUUAUGAAAAAUUGCAAGUUAUAGCACAGUGGAUAUUAAUCCUAAAAUAUUUUUUCUAAAAUGUAUGUGUAUUUUACACGAAUUUUAAAUGUUUAGUUGUUUAUCUUUUAAAUAAUUAUUCCAUGAUGUUUAUUAGAUUCCUUCUUUUGGAAAAUAUAGCAAUAUUUAAUUCUAAUAAAUAAUAUAAAAAUGUCAAUUACAAUUUUUUUCUAGUAUACAUGUGUAGAUGUUUAAUUCUUUUCUAAUAUACAUCUGUAGAUGUUUAAUCCUGUACAAAUAAAACAUGAAUGUGAGGGAAUAGAAGAUGUCAAUUCAGAUGAUAAAGUUAAUAUUUCAAACAAUUCCAAAUAUCAAACAUUUAUUGAGGAAGAUGUUGAUUGUAAAUAUGAAAUAUCACAAUUUUGGAAUCAUGCACAGUUAUCCAAUGAUAUACAUCCAAAAAAUGAAAUUCAUGGUCAAUAUAAUUUAUUUCAAUCUGAAGGAAAUACCUCUUUAGCAUAUAUGAAAAAUUGUGUACCAAAUAAUACACUUUUUCAAGUUAAUCAAGGAGGAAAUUUGAAUCAAAUGAAUCAACAAUGUCAGAUAGAUAUGACCCAAAAAGCUGGACAGUCACAAUUUUCACAAAAUAUGCAGGCAGCAAAGUUUACAAAUCAAAUAGGAAUAAUUUCUGAGCCUGUAUCUCCUAUAAAAUCUAAUCGUCCUGGAAGACCACCUAAAAGCUCUUCAGAUUCAAAUAUAGGAAAAAAGCUUAAAUGUCAAUGUGAAAUAUGCUUUAAAGAGUUUGGACAUAAAAGUAAUUUAUUUAUACAUAUGAGAACUCAUAGUGGAGAACGACCUUAUAAAUGUAAUCAAUGUGAAAAGUGUUUUACCCACAGUGGAAACUUAGCCAUCCACAUGAGGACACAUUCUGGUGAAAGACCUUAUGGUUGUCAAAUUUGUGGAAAAAUGUUUAGUCACAGUGGAAACUUAUCGACUCAUUUAAGAACACAUUCAGGUAUAAAACCAUAUAAAUGUGCUAUAUGUAGUAAAGAAUUUAGACAUAGUGGCAAUUUAUCAAUACAUGAGAGGAUACAUUCUGGAAUUAAACCAUUUCAAUGUAAGGUUUGUGGAAAGGAUUUUUAUCAUAGUGGCAAUUUAACAACUCAUAUGAAAAAACAUAUUGUAAAUAUUAACACUAGCAUUAAACAAUGUGAAAACAAUGUAAAGCAAACAGUAUGUGCUGCAAAUCUCAGUAAUACUACAUCUAUAAAUUCAUUCAAUAAUUUACCACUGACCCACAGUACUGAUAUUAAACCGAUGCCUAUUGAAAAUAACAUUGUUCCUAUAAAGAAUGAAAGUAAUGAUGACGAAUUAAUAAAUGCAGUUGGUGUUUUAACACCAACAUCAACUUAAGUACUAAUAAAUACUUUAAUGACACUACUUUUAUAGAUUUAUUUUAUAAUUAUAAUUGCUGUAAAAAUGUAUUAUCAGAGUUUAAAUUUCUUAAUGAUUAAUGAUUAUGGAUAUAUAAAUAUAUAUUUUUGAAAUUACAUAUAAGUUUUAUAUUGUAAAAAGUAAAAGCUGUUUGAUAUUUGACACAUCAAAUACAAUUGAAAAUAUGUGCAAUUUUACGUAUUAAGCAUUUGUGAAUGUAUUACUAUA
Messenger RNA from Heterotrigona itama, 3127 nucleotides. The record is from the annotation of a GenBank genome assembly. Lineage: Eukaryota; Metazoa; Arthropoda; Insecta; Hymenoptera; Apidae.